Molecule: messenger RNA, 1052 nt
Organism: Daphnia pulicaria
Lineage: Eukaryota; Metazoa; Arthropoda; Branchiopoda; Diplostraca; Daphniidae
Exons: 5
Coding region: 107-865 (252 amino acids)
Source: RefSeq, a predicted model, not a curated record
ACACGGGACGUUCAGAUCUUAGUCGCAAGUCCACUUGAAUCGUUCGUUCAGGAUACUACAUAAUUCUACAGGAGAAAAAAAGCCACUGUUUCUUCAUCGAUCCACAAUGGCACUUACGAGUUCCGCAUCGCUUUCAUUGUUACUGAUGGCAACAGUCUGUUGUCUAACAGUGACUGCAGCCGAGGAGGAUCUUCCGCAAGCAGGAGAAAACCGCGAAUCCAAACAACUUUUAUUUGCACCCCAGUUCUAUCCUUCGCCGCAAUCCCAAUACUAUUAUCCUGAAAGCAGUCUUUAUGGAAACCCGUUUAUGUCACCUUCGGAAAGAGAAUUCCUCAGCCAACAGAGUAGAGUACCGAGUUGGCCUUGGUCGUAUCCCUCGUAUCCCUCAUUUUUGCCAUCAGGCGACAGUGAUCCAAUUGAUGCUGCAUGGAGGGUUAACGACGGGAUUGAUGACAAAGAUAAACUAAAAUGGUGGAAAAAGCGAUUCAACAGACAAGCACUCAUUACUAUUCGACCGGCAGCAGGAGAGUGCCGCCUUGCUGAUAUAGCUACUAAUGGUCUUGGUCCUUGCAAAAGUGCAACCGAUGCGCAUCACGGAACUCUCGAGAUCAAACUGCAAGCUGCGAAUCAGGUUGCGGUAGUUGGAAUCACCGCAAGCUCAUCGGUGAACACCAGAAUCAGACUGAUUUGCACCGAUUUAACUGCUGUAGCAGUCUUCACGAACACGGGCCAAAUCGCUUCUGUAUCAGAUACACCAAGAACCGAGAUUGGAUCUAUGCAACUAGUAGUGACAAGUACUGCCGCCAACGGUGUAUUGAGGUGCAACUGGCGAUCAUAUUAUUAUUACACGGCUGCAUAUCCUUGAGGAUCGUACAUCCGCAGGCUACAGCCUACAGCGUAUUGCUUAAGCUCAAUUCCGUUGCUUAAAAUCGUCAUUAAUGAGUCAGUGUAUAGACUACAUAUAGAGACGAUUUAUGGUAGUAUUUAUUUCAUUCCCCCAAAAAGGUCUGAUUUUAGAUGCCUAUUAUAUAAAUAUACUUUUUUGCAAACUU